Leptinotarsa decemlineata (Colorado potato beetle) is the source of this 719-nucleotide messenger RNA. RefSeq lists its product as uncharacterized. Lineage: Eukaryota; Metazoa; Arthropoda; Insecta; Coleoptera; Chrysomelidae. The record is from RefSeq and is a predicted model, not a curated record.
CUCUGUUAGCAUCAGUUCUUGAAGAAAUUCAACGUUAAAUGUUCACAACUGCCACAAUGUUGAGUUCAAUAGUAUAUUUAGCAUCAUGUCUGAUAAUCCCCUCUGAAGAAUUAGUGGCAAAUAAUCAAGGUAUUAAUGUUUUCAUGGAGAGUACUGCAAGGCAAACGAGAAAUGCGGUCAUUCCAGAUAACAUUGAGGAUUUAUUGAAGCCAGGCGUGAAGAAAGCUUUCAUUCACACUCAUGGUGACAACGUAGAUGAUGACGGACAUAUUCUGGGAUUUUCCAAGAAGAUGAACUCAGAAGGAGACGACGGAUACAAACAUUUCGACAGUUUCCACAAAAAAAAUAAUAACAAAUAUGGUUUCGAAAUAUUUUCCAAAUUUGGUAGGAAAGAGACAGCAAAUAUUGAUACAACAGAUAGAGAUCAGGAAAAUAAAGAAGAAGAUUCGGGAAAAUGAGGUUAUGCAAAAUUCCAAAUGCGCCAUAUAACAGGUUCAUAUUCGCAUUGGUUUUUUAUUCAGAUGAAAUUGUUGACAAUCGUUUUUUGUGUGAUUUUCUAUUGUUGCCUUUCCAUUUUCAUCAAACGAAUGAAAACUCAAUUGAUUAUAAAUUCGAAUUGAAAAACGAAAUCUAACAUUUUUUGAGUUGAUUUGUUUCUGGUACUGUUAAGUUUGAAAGAACUCUACUUUUGCAAUUGUUUGAAGGAGUGAAAUCUGAUG